AUGAACUCAGGUGAGUGACAGAAAACUUCUCGUUGCUCGUUUAUUUUCUCUUUUAUGAUAUUUACCAGUUACUGCACUUUUACUGUCGACCAAAAACCACAGAAAUGGGGGGAUUUAGCUGAAACAAUAAUGUGUUCGCUCGAGUAUUUUAGAGACAAUGUACCACCUGAAGCGAAGCAACAGAUGCAUGAACUGUGAUUAAAUUUACAGACCAGAUAAAAUGACAUUAUAUUGUCAAAGCUAACAAGUUUGUAUAUUUUAGCACACUGUGUUAAAAUAUACAAACUUGUUGGCUUGUAUUUGUUUGACAUGAGUUUAGAGACAUGCAUGUGGACUUUCUCCAGUCCUUUAACUUGUGAGACUGCACUUCUCUCACUGUUUUCCUGGUCAAACUUUAUUAUAGAGACUUUUUCUUUUACUCUUCUAAUAUCUCGAACUGUGGCAACUUCAGUCAUGAAAAAUGUGUGUAGAUGAGGGGAAAUAAAACAAAAUCUCAUCCCGGUAGUCCUUUUACUAUUUACCCACCAGAGCAGAUUUUGGCACUAGUUCAGCCAGAUGUACCAGUUUGCGUGACACUAUUCUUGUCCCCCUCCUCCAUUUGUCUCCCACUUUUCAUCUCCCAUCUGCUCUUCCUCCUCCUCCUCACUGCUGCCUGUUGACUUGCACCAUUAGCCGGAUUACAGAGCUGUUGUGUUGAGUGGCAAAACAAAUACCCUGUGAUAUUUGAACCCCCCCUGAAGAGGGGUUUAGCACUUUACAGCAGUUUUACACUAAGCUGUCUCUACAUUAGUCUCAGUUGGUGAGUUAAAGACUGGACGCUCAUCGAGUCAACAUCUGCCAGACGACUGAACAAGCAACAAAUGUACCAUCUGGAUAUCCAAAAUGUGCAGGCAGAUUAGAUCCAUAUUUUAUUUAGUCCAAGCACAACUCUUAAUAUGUGCAAAUCUUUUACUUGUCUCUCUGUAGGCAUGAUGAAACCGCCUGUGGCCCCCAAACCAAAGCUGACCCUGCCCCAGAGGCCGGGCCUGUCUCCUGCAACCCCGAGAAAAGACGGUUUCUCACUCCCAUCUCCUGGUAACCAGAGGAAAGUUAAGCCAGAACUGGCCCCAAAACCCUGCCUCUCCAAACUCACCCCUGCUGUGGAGUCCAAACCGCUGGCUGCAAAGACCCCACACCAGACAUCUGGGAGAGACUCCCCACAGAGGACUGAGGGUCUUCUGAACUCUCAAAAUGGAAUACAGCAAGAGAACAAGAAGCCAGAUUGGGAUUAUAUUAUUCCUAUUUGUCUGUGUAGCAGUGAGAAUUGCUCGUGCAUCAGAAAAACACCAGUUAACAAAAUGGAGAAAGACUCGACAACGUUGCUGAAAGGUAAAAUUCAGGAAAACCGGAAGCUACUCACCUCACCACCUCGAGGUUCUGUGGAUAACAGAGAAGAGAAACCAAACAAGUGCCAAGUGGUAAACACAAACAGUAAACACCUUAAAGACACAUUUACUUUGGAGAAAAAUCUCAACACAGACGUGAACACAGUGACUCUUAGGCCAUCCUUUCCUCAUAGAACAUGGAGCGAUGAGGCAAAUGGCAACUUAACACCUCAAAGUGCAGCUGGGAGAGGACCAGAGGAUGAUGUUCUUGGCUUGGAGCAAACACCUUGUGCGUCCCAACCCAAAGCCAUCCCGGCAGCCUCUAGGAAGCCGCCCCCUGUCCCUUUACCCCGGAAACCCAGGAUGGCUGUUCUGACCCGUCAGGAAAAGGUGGAGGAGGAGGAGGAGGAGAGGGAAGAGAGUCAGAGUCAGGAAGGGAGAGAAAUGAAGGCGUCAUCACUGUCAACUGGUGAACCUGUUGAUAACGAGCAGACCGUUUUUCUGUCUGCAAGACGAGCCUACACUGCACCAGCCCCACCGCCCAGGAAAAAACCUUUUCUGUCCACACCUGAGAAAGCACCGACCUCUGCUCCUCACAAGCUCCCGCAGGAUGUGGAGGAGGAAGACCUGGGUUGGGACACCAGCAUCCAGGAGAUGGAAGUAUCUGUCGACAAGGAGGAUGAGGAUGUGGCAAAGGAGAAGGAGGGAAUUCAGGAUCAGGAGGCAGACUACGCUCAUAGUUCACUCCAUCAGCCAGUGCUCCGCCAUUCCCCGUCCAUCAGCGUUUCAGCAGAGGAUGUAACGGUCAAAGUAGCUCCAAAGAAGCCCAAGAGACACAGCAGCCCGAUGGCAUGGAUGCACAAGAAGGAAUCCUCGGAGGAGAAGGAAGAGGAAAAUAUAGGAGAGGAUGACAAAAGGCAAACAUGUCCUCUACAAGACGCUGAUUUGAAGGAGAGACUAACAAGGGAGCUUCCUCCAACCCCUGACAAGGAAAUGACCAGAAACUUCAAAUCUCAGACCAUCAAACCUGCUCGGUCCAGCCUGAACAAACCAAGAGCGAAGUCUUUCUCUGCUGCUGACCUCCCCCGCUCAGACGGUCAGAAGAGGAACUCUUUCCGGAGACUGCUGGACUUGAAGCUCUCGGUAAAGAAACUGAUAGUUAAAGGAGGUCCCACGCAUGAAAAUGAACAAAGCGUGGACAGAGAGCAAAAUGGAUCUCAGAGCUCCCUUGAGCAUCUUAGGGUUGAGAGAAAAUUCUCUUGGCCGCUGACAGGAGUGGAGCAAAGUGUGGACGGGGAAGAGUUCUCUCCUCAAGCAGAACAAGACAUUUACUAUGAGAACAUGCCGCACUAUGAGGAGAUACCAGACUAUGUGAAUGUUGAGACCACCACAACUACAACGGCCCCUCAGGCCUCUUUCUCCGAGAGUGCAGCUGCCUGGCAGAACUCAAUGUACAAUGAUGAGGGCAUUUAUGAGGAGCAGGAGCCAUACAUGUCCUUUGAGAAAGACACCAGACAACAACAGAGUCUGAAAACAGCAGAAUAUGAGAGGUACACAUUGAUGAAUCUAUUUCUGUCUUUGUCAGUGUUCUACUUGCCUCAGAAUAUGCCACACACACAGACGCUGCCGUUGUUUACAGAGAUCUGGUUAAUUACAGAGAGUGACUGAGAUCACAGAGCAGCGAGUCACAGUGUGUCUUUUGUAUCAGAUUCCUGUCAGAGGAGUUCGACGAGUACGGUGGCUUGUGUGCUGGCGAAGUGUUUCAGGUGUAACUGAGAUUAAGCCUGAUUAGUUUUAAAUACAUACUUGGUAACUUAUGCUAUUUACUUAUUAUGUGUGUCUACACAAACAACAUGCAACCUUUGGCAUAGAAGGCAUGAGUGUGAGGGCAGAGUUAGCGGUGCUUUAGUCAGAUAGAGCAAAGAGGACACUUAGAUGCUAACAUGUUCUGAAACACGUUUUAAUUAUAUCUAGUCUUUUUACGCCAUUUAGAAAGCCUUUUUUUAUUAUUUAUAUUUACUCAGGUUUAAAAUAUAUUGUGCUCAAAAUUGUGUUACAGUUAAAGAAAAUAAUUUUGCAAAAUAUUCCUAGUAUGUAUCUUGUUUCAGUAGUGAUGGGCACGGCAGUUCUUUCAGAUGAACUGAAUCACGAGAAUCAGUUCACUAAAAAGAUUUGUUCAAAAGAUUUGUUCACCAAAUCACCGAAGCCUGCGACUCUGAACCUCUGAACUGAUACACAGCUGAACGUUUCAGGAUUCAGUUCAAUUCAUAGCUUCUGGGACCAAGAGACGAGAGUGUUUGGCUGUGUUGCUUUGACAAACAGGUUUGUAAAAAUGAACUUGUUUUUAAGUCAUGAUGUUUUAAGUGUACUGUCCUAUGGUAUACUAUUUAUCAGGUCUGCUCAGUAAAUUGGGCUCAGUGAGUGAUUCGUUCGCAAAAUGUUUAGAAGAAUUCACACUAAACAUAAACCGUUCCCUCGCAAACCACUGCAAUGAUAGGAUGCUGCGGGUUUAAUGCACCACUUGUUACAUGCUGUGUCCUAUUGUAUGCAAGUUGUUGUGGUGGCAAUUUAGCUGUAAAAAAAAAAAAAGUAGCUUUGUCCAACAAAAAUGAUUCUAGAGAGUGUAGUUCAAUGCGCGAUUCGUUCACGAAGUGAUUCAGGUGUUGUUGCAUGCGGUCCCUCGUUCACUGGCUGCUCGACUGGCAAUGUUGUUUCUCACUUCAGCUCAAGUGGGAAACGAACGAACCACUCGAGGAACUAAUUCGGGGAAGGGAAGAUUCGGUUCUUUUGAAUGAAUCGUUCGCGAACAACACAACACUAUGUUUCAGACACCCUGUUUUCUCUUAAUUACUCUGAAUUAGAGUCCCUUUGAGAAAUUAGCAUGUCAGUAAAACUUUUUUGUUGAUGCUUUGCCAAGGGAAAAAUCAUUAUACAUCGUCUUACAAAGGCCAAUCAGAGCGAAUCUUUGUUAAUACUUAGCAUUAAUAUCUUUCAAUCCAACCCCCUUUUUCUCUGUAUUUAAUCUCUUUUUAAACCUCUUUAAUCAUGUAGCCAAACAUCAGACCAAUGUCCUCUCUGCAAUGCCUGCUGCUCAUGUAAAAAGCAGUUGAACAGAUAUCCAGUUUGUGAUAAUCUUCCAGUUCAUGUCAAUUUUGGCGCCCCCUGUGGACAAAUCUGUCUCUGCUGAUCAUGACUCCUACAUGCUGAAGUAGAGAAAAAAAAUCUCAUCAUUCUGACUUUGAAAAGUAAAAUGUAUUUAUGGUGAAUAUUUUACAAGGGCUGUUCCUUCAGCCUACCCCUCUGAAACAGUUUAAUGCAUCAAAAAUUAUAUUAGAAAAAUCACCACUCUCUCAACAAACUCAUCACAGGAUCCUAAAAUGGGCUGAAUAAGUUCCUUAGACCUGUAUAGAAUCAGCAGUUUGAAUAUAAAGCUUUAGUCACCAGAGAAAUCCUCACUGUAAAGCAGUCAGGUUUUUAAAGGAAGGGGAGCUAGAAAGACUUAAAAUCAGGAAAAGAUAGUACUGUGUUUUUUUUCUCACAUUAGCUUAUAAAUGAUCUCAGUGUGAUUUAUCUUGAACCAAAACCUCAUGCAUUUGCAGAAGUUGGGAAAGUACUGAUAUGGUGUAUGAACCAACCCAGUAUGGAGAGAAAAAUUGGUUUUGCUGCUUCAUCAGCACAAUUCAACUUUAACCUUUUAAUCUUGGGUGUUGCACUUCUCUCUUCAUGCCAAGAACUCACAUUGUUAUGACUUGGAUGAGAAAUGAGCAGAAGUUGUUUAAAAAAAAAGGGAUUAGAGUUUGUGAAAUGCAUACUAGCACAGCUUAGUGCUUCACCCCUCUUUACUUGAAACUUCGAAGCAAUCACAUGUUCAAAACACGCUGAGCCGCUCACGGGGGAAUAUCAUACCUACAACAACUAUAUGCGACAUGCCGCAGUGUCUCAGACCCACAGACUCCAGAUCACUGGGAUUGUGUCUGAGUGUUGGUUGCUUUCUUGCUCUGCGGUUUUGUUCAGGGAGGUGCCGUUGUUUCACAUGUCGAGCUCCCUCAGGGAAUUGUGGCAUUUUAGCUAUGUAGUUUCGCUCUGAUGCAGUCCUCUUUACACUGGUCAUAUCCAGAACAUCUAAAACUGCAAAAUAGCAUCAACAAAGUGUGUGAAAUGUGUUUGUUUGUGGCUUGUUUUAUUUCUUGUCUCUCUGUUUUACAUGUCAGCUUCUUUCUUUGACCCUGGAAAUGCAGAUGAACUCAUUACUAGAGAGGCUAAACUUUCUCGAUGAUUAUCAUUUAAUCCUUUUUUUCCGGUCCCUUUCCUGUGUGUUUUUCAUUAUGACCCAAACUUGAUUAAAUCAGUAAAUAUUGGAUUAUUCUUGUACCGAUGUUUUUCUGCCAUAAAGGAAAUAUCCAAAAGAUUAUAAGCUGGCAGAGGUAUUGUCAUUUCAGGUCUCAUCUUUUUACUUACCUUUCAUGAAUAACAUCCUCACUGCAUACGCCUGAAGUUGUCUCUGUGUGUCAUUAACACCUGCACAGUGAGUUCAAGCUCCUGCGUCAGCCUCCAGCUCCUCUGACCCCUAACCUCUCUUUUUUUUUAACAAAAGCUCUGUUGAUGAGGAUGUGCCCCCACUCGAUGAAGGUCCGUCAGAUGAUGACAUCUUGGCUAACACCUCAGAUGAAGAGGACGAGGGAGACAGCAGCUCCGUCUCGAGUAAAGGAGACCCGGAGCAGCCAGGAGAGAGCGCGGUGAGCCGAGAUAGUUUUAGUCCUUUUGACACCUUGUUAGCUGCACCUGGAUUUCUUUAUUAUGAUGAACAGCAGGUAUCUUCUCUGUGUGCUUUUGUUGUGACCUUCACAGUGAUGUAUUGCAGUGCUUUGUAAAUCUGUUUUUGGACUUUUGUUAGGCCCAGAGCGGACAGAAGAAGAGCAAGAUUCAGCACAUCGCAACUGAAAUUAUGAGCUCUGAGAGAGUGUAAGAGACCUCAUUUGUUUCUUUUAAAUGCUGAUAAAUGAUGUGAAAUAUUUGUUAUUUUUAGAAGUUAAAUUGAACUAGUUUUGAGAUGACUGAACAAUAUGAAUGUAUAUAUAUGUUUUAAUGUGUUUUUCAUUUGUAUCUUAUCUUUUAAAGCUCUUGAUUUGUAGUUGUAGUUGUAGGUUUUGUUUGCUGUGGUGUGUUUUUUAUUUGGGGUGGAGUAGUACAUGAGUUCAACAUCAGUAUCAACCCUGUUCCUCUGGUAUCAGUAUUUUCCCUGUUGACAGAUGUUGGCCUGACCAAAUAAUCAGUAACAGUCCAAACGCCAGUAGCUGAUAUUUAUUUGAAACUUAGCGUAUCUGAUCUUUAUCUUAAUCACUUCAGUUUAAUGCUGGAAAGUUAUGAUACCAAACUGAUGAUUCAGAGAAGAGGUUUUAUAUUGUGCAGAGACGGAAACCUGUUAGACAAACUCUGAUUUGUUUUCAUUGUCGCAUGUGACAAAAAUGUCAGCAGCGUAGGAGUAUGACAACACCAUAUUUCAAAAAGAACAGCACCAUGCAGUUUGUACGAUAUGUUUCAGAGACAUUUCAAGAGUGAAGAUAAUUAUAAACAGUUAAAACACAUUCAGUCUCAUAUUUCAGCUGAAAAACACAAAUGUUGGUGUAAGACUCGGUGUAAUUGUUUUUCCACGUAGGCAUCAAAAUAGACCCUGAUUUUCACAAUCUGUGCUUCUCUUUUUUGUAUGACACAUCAAGUUUCUAUGAGGUUUGUGGGUCAGUUGUUCUGCUGUCAAAGGUUUAUUUCCUACAGGGAAGAAUAAUGUAAGUUUUAUCAGUCUAAUCUAAUCGUACAUCAUUCCAGACAUAGGAGUCUAACACCUCUGAAUACAUAAAAGCAGUAAAAAGCUUUCAUAGGGACUCAGCUAUUCAGUUUUACAUUAUUACUUGUCAUCAUUUUUAUAUUUAUUCACCUUUAAUGUAACAUAUAACAAAAAAGAUGUUGCUUUGUGUAUGUGUUUAGUUAUUUAGGGUUCCUACUUGUAGUAUUAAAAUGCUGACAGUGUCACAGAUGACCAAUAAGUCGCACAGAAUGAAGCGGAGGCAAAUAUCUAAACACCGUGUCAAGUAAAGCCAAAGUUCUUCCAUGGAUUGUCAAGAAACACGUUUUGCUUUCCUGGUGCUUGUGGUACAGUAAUUAUUAUGACUCCAGAGCUAAUGCUGGAUUCAUAUAUGCGCAUAACUCCUAAAAAUGUCAAUACAGUUUUUAAGUGGGUCGAAUAUGUGAAUGCAAAUAGUUUGCCUGCCACCGACCUGGUAAAAUUUCUGGGUGAAGUGAGGGUGAGCCAAUGUAAGAAUGCAGCAGGAAAUAUUCACACGGAUUAGGGGUCCGAUACAAACCCAGCUGAGGGACACACAACAGAAUUAAUUACAGCAUCUCUGAGAUUGCAGAAGGAGAAUCAUUCAAAUUAUUAUAGCUUCAGAUGUUUCGCCAAGGUGAAAGAGACUUAUCCUAAACCUGACAGCAUCUUUAAACUUUAUUCUUCUUGUUUUUCCAGGUUUGUUGAUGUCCUGAAGUUGCUUCAUGUUGUAAGUACCUCCACACAUCAAUGUUUUGGUCACACAAAAAUGUUCUCUCUCUCUGUGUUGUCAGUGGAAAAAACAGCAGCUGUUGUUAUUCUGUGUAUUUUUUAAUCUAGUAGUGCUGGUCUACUGACUGAGCCCACAUUCUCCAUAUGCGUUUCAUUAUGCUCGAAGCAACUGCGGCACACCCCAUGUAGGAUAACACUGUGUGUAGACCCAACUCCCCUCAGUCUCACCCACAAAGCUCACAUUCCUCACGGUUUUCCCCCAGUCUGUAAGGAGUACAGUGAAGUAAACACAAAGUGAAGUCUAAUCUUCUUUUUAUGUUUCUUUCAGUUUCAAAAAAAGCAAAGCUUCCAAAGUGACAUCAAGUUUUUCUAGUUAAAGUUUGACACAAUAGCAGAAAACACAGUUACAGAUGUGUCAGUGUCUAUCAUCAGACCAGUGCCACUUUAUUCCACUUAUUAUCCCCCUAACAGUCUCUGAGGUGAAAAUAUCCACUUCCAGGUUUUCCAUAGGUGGAGCAGAAAUAGUUCAUGAAAAGAAACACCUUUGAUUCAAUCACAACUACAGACAGCUUCAUGUUUGCUCAAAGUGAGUAAAACAAAUGGAAAAUAUGGUGAAAUACUGAAACCGAACACAGUGAAGCUGUAAGAGGAGCAGUUUUCACAUACUGAAAGCCACAAUCUGACGUAACUUCACCCUACAUGACGCAAAAUGAGAGAUAACAUUCAGUAAUAUACGUAAUAUAUGACAUGAAGUUUGAUGACCUCCAAAGACAGAGGUGCCAACAGCUGCUCUGGAAACUAAAAAAAAUCACCAUCAUUUAAAAAAAGAAGAGACACAUCACUGUUGAAGUAUCGACUUGACAGCACACACCUUCAUUAGAAAUAGAGGUAGAGAGCUUGAGAUCGGAGAGAAGAAUCUUACAUCUGUCCUUUUCACACCAUGUGAUGCCAGUGAUUUAUAAGUGAAAGGGUCUCUGUGGGGAUUUCGUGUGAACCAAGUUAAUGUUCUUUUAGAGGAGCAGUUUUUGUGGGAUGUUGCGGUGAGUUUCCAGAUUACAACUAAAGAACAUCUGCUUUCCUUAACUACCCUUUUGACGCCUGAAGGAGAACCUACAGCAGCUGAAAAACCUUCAAAUACUAUCACACACACACACAACACAACAAAAGAGACAGUGCAUGUUUGUCCAUUCUAGGCUGUUGUAGAAAUAUGGUAGAUAUAUACUAUUCUAUACUCUAUGACAUUUCUGUUAAUAACUCUGCAAAUAUAUGCCAAACGAGCACAUUUGACCUUAAAGUAUUACAAAAUAUCUCAAUCUUUAUGGUCCAAUAAAAAGCUUAAAUGCAGUUAUACACUUCCUCACUCAACAUUCACUCGGCUAAGGGCUGUGUCACACACUUUUGUCCUCUUGCAGAAGCUUAAAACAAUCAAAACAGGCACCAACUCAUGACAAAGCUGCUCUAUAGAGUAAGAGUGCUUAAAGAGGUCAAACACUUCUCCUUAUCUUUCUAUUACAGUCGGUCUGCUCCUGUUUUAACCCGUGUUCACAGUCCCGGUUUGUCUCUAUUGUCUCAAAGAUAACCUCCACAUCAACUGUAAUUUUCCGCUUCGUUAUUUUUCUCCAAAAAAAAAAGGAUAAUUGUUGUCGUAUGUGCGGAGUCUAGGAGAGGAAAGGUCAUGAAGGAAAGAUUGUAGUAGGCCUGAGUCAUCAGUGACUCUUAACUGUGGAGCACAGACAGGAAGUGCUCGAGUCUCUGUAGACUUGAGAGAAAUCAGGUCCAGUAACAAGAAAGUCAUCCAGUUCAGAAGCAUCCCAAGGUGACUUACGCUAUCCUCCUCUCUCCCAGGCGCUCAGCCAACUUUUUCCUAAGUGCUGUUUGAUAAAAAACAACUUGCCAUUUAUUAUGUGGUUGAAUCUGUCUUAUCAGUUUGGCCAUAUUUUAGCUCUCUUUUGUUAAGCUGUUUAUUCUUUUUUUAUUCCAAAUCUCAGCUGUCCAGCUGCUGAAGGAUUAACCAACUUUGUCUUUCGGGUUGAUUGAAUUGUGUUGUCAAUGUGAUCAUCUUUCAGAAAUACAGAGUUCAGAGAUCGUAAAAGAAAAAGGUUUCUACUCGUCUGAAGUGUCCAGCUCUUUGUCAGGCUUGUGUUGUUGCAUAAAAACAGUUACUCAGUGUUGUAUCUGAGUCAGCCGUGCGCCCGCUGUUCUCUUUUAUCAUGAAAUAUCCAAACUGUUUUUCUUUUUUUCUUUUUAAACGCUCUCCCAUGUGACACUUCUCCUUCACAGUCAGCUGCUGUGGUAGGAAGAGAUCACACACACAAACCACAGGAGCUCUAUACACAGUGCUGAGUCUGAGCGCUUUUAUUUGCCAUGUGUCCCCAUAAACCAACCCCCCCCCCUAAAAAAAAUCCACAUCAUCAAAAAAGUGAAGCAGAACCAGGCUCCUUUAGCUCUUGGCUGCUGUUUUAGUCCUGAUUCACAGAAUACUGGAAAUUAAAGAAUGCCCAAUGUGAGUCAGAUGUGUGCGUCAGCAGUUUCCUCCUCCUUAUCUUUUCUUCCCUCUUUGUUAAGCCUCCCAGCGCCUGCAUCAUUCAUACUUUUUGAGACCAUCUCACACAAUUUGCAUAGUUGACACUUUUAGAGGCCUGCAAUUUUUGGAGUUCAUCAAAAUGCAAUACUGGGCUUGGCUGCUGCACACGAAUAAAGAACAAGUUCGACCUAAUACCCUUUUUUCCUCACACUGUAAGACUUUCAGUGUUCUUGCUUUUUUCUACCUGACUUGAUCCGUCUUUUUAUCUGACCCACAGGACUUCCGAGACACUGUAUCAAAAGCAUCCCAGCAGAGUGGGAAGGCUGUGAUUGAGGAACGGCUUCUCAACCAGAUCCUGUAUUACCUCCCACAGCUCUACGAACUCAACCAGGACCUGCUCAGAGAGCUGCAGGACAGAGUCGCCAAAUGGUAGAUACUUCACCAGUGUGUGUUUUGACUCAGAGAAGUUCUGCUCCUUCACUGUCAGGCCAAAGAAGUGUCAGUGUAAAUUUCCUUUAAUCUCAUCAGCUUGUAGGAGACAGUAAUAAUGACCUAAGCCGUCCUUGUACUGAGUCAAUAACACUUAUUUUGCUCCAUUAAAUUAUUAAUUUACUUGACAGCCUGACAGCAUUCAGGUCCCACUGUUUUCUCUGUCUCACCAAGGGCAUUUUGGUAAAAGUAGACAAAUUCAGGUGUUUGUCUGCACCCUGCGGUGUUUGUUAGCGACCUCUUCCUCCAACCGUGCCAGGGCCAAGGAAGCGUACCAUGCCUGUGCACGGUACAGUGCACUGGCAGCUGGACUUUGGGGGUGAAACAUGUCCGAGUAUGGUACGGAUUACCUAGUAUGAGUGCAGCCGAAAAGAGGAGGCUUUUAUAGAAGUGUGUUAACACCCACUGUUUUUGGACUUAGAUGUUAAACAAACCCAGUCUGCAUACUUUAGGACCUGUGCUAAGUACCUGAUUACAACCGCAUUCCUGUAGACAUCAUACCAGUCUACUCGCUGCUUAGUUGUGCAGCACAAAAUGAUCUGAGUUUGAUAAUAUCGAAGGCAAAAGUUUUGAAUUUUUCUGUCUUGAUGUGUUGAUUAAGAAAGUUUGACCUCUUUAAAAAUAGGUGCACUCAUGACACACAGUCCAGAGUGACAAAUCUUAUCACAGACACCUGACUCACUCUCAAAUAAUGAGGAGGAUUUCUAUCUACUGUGAUUAUUUAUAUGUGUAUCCUCAUAAAGAUGUAGUUUAACAGUUUGUCUGAUUCUCCUUUCUUCUUUACAGGGAUGAAACUGCAAAGCUGGCUGAUAUUUUCCUGAAGAAAGGUCCCUAUCUGAAGAUGUACUCCACAUACAUUCGCGAGUUUGACAAGAAUGUGGCUUUACUAGAAGAGCAGAGCAGGAAGAACCAAGCUUUUGGCACGGUGGUACGGGAAUUCGAGGUAAAGAGGCUCGCUCAACCUGUUUCAUUGUCUGAGAGAGUCAGUCAAUGAGGUUGUUUAUGCACCACUUGUGUUGUGUUGGUUUUGAAAAUUGGGUCAUUUUUUUUGUCACGUGCUUUGUUCCCAGGCCAGUCCACGCUGCGCUAACUUGGCUCUGAAGCACUACCUCCUGAAGCCUGUUCAGAGGAUUCCUCAGUAUCAGCUGCUGCUCACAGGUACAGAAGAAAAAAAAAAGGUUACUUAAAAAAAAAUCAAAUCCCAGCUUCAUUUACUUCCAAAAUCAGCUGGAAUUAAAUCUCUUAAUCUCUGCUUGUUUGCUCUUACUCAGAUGUUUGUUUUGAGGUGUCAUGCUGCCCCCUGCUGUCUAAUAAACAAAAAAAAAGCAUCAUUUGAAAUUCCUGUCUCGCCUCCUCAAUCCUCAUAUAAUAAGAUUUUUUGAAGUGCAGCCCACACUAGCUUUGGUGACAUAACAGGAGCUUUAACAUGAAGGAGCUUAGUGUUUCAUGAGUCUAACACAUCAGAGUCAAUCCCUCAUUACCAAACUGUGAAGAAUGUUCCUGCCGUCACUCUUGUGUAAUUGUAUUAUGUAAGCACCUGCAGACCUUGUUAUCUAGGAUUUUAAUUUCAGAUCAAGUUCCAGGAAUUCACUGCAUAACACUGCAUAACCCAGCAUACAAAGUGGUCUUCGCUUGUUUGGGUGGACUGCUGACCCCAAGUCUUACAUGUUUGUCAUUAUGUUUCAGAUUAUCUGAAGAAUCUGUCUGAAGACUCUGGAGACUACAAAGACACGCAAGGUAUUCCCUUUUUAAUAAUCUAUGCUGCACACUCACCUGAGGGCAUCAUCAGUCGGUUUUAAAUGUGACGUACUUUUUUAUCCACCCAGCCGCCCUUGCUAUCGUGAAGGAGGUUGCCAAUCAUGCAAACGACAUAAUGAAACAAGGGGUGAGACUCAACAACAAACCAGGCGAUCAAUGAAAUGCUCUCAACAUUUUGAUCAAAUUCUCCAUGAGAGUGUCUGAUCUUUACUUUUUUUUAUAUGUCAGGAUAACUUCCAGAAGCUGAUCCAGGUGCAGUGCAGUCUGAACGGACACCAUGAGAUAGUUCAGCCUGGGCGGGUAAGGCUGCAGAGAUCGUUCUUUAGGCUCUUGUUUUAUUUUCUCACUCAAAGGGCAGAUCCCUUAAUAUCGUAAAUGUUUCCACACAAGAUUAAAUUACAAAAAAAAGUUACAAUAGAACAUUAAAGGGAUAUUCUGGCGUAAAAUUAAUUUAGGGUCAAACACACCGUAACACCAAGUUAGACACCCCCUCGAGAGAUGAAUGUUGUCGACCGCUUGCUUCUCUAGUUAUACCAACUUUAGUAACGACCGCAGGAUAGCAAUACACAGCGGUCUGAGGAGCCUUGAACAAACCUCAACCAAAACGCCACUUUAUAGCCACAAAUAAUGCUCAGAACAGCACCUAACUUCAUCAACAGUACAUAUAGGGUCCCAGCCAUAGUACUAGCCACCAAACAUCUUUUUAACUUUGCCUGAUUUCUUUAGAAAAGAGACUAAACACAACUCACCUACUCCCUUCCAGCAACUGCUUGUUUGUAGUGAGACCUUGGGCCAGUCCAUUACGGACUCCAGCGGGGUGAUGCAGCUCAAGGAAGAACAUUUAUGAUAAUUUCUUCAUGGAAAUGCAAUCAGACUGAGACAAAAUGAUUAAUAUGAUGAUUAUUACCUCAGGGAAAUGAUAAAGAAAUAAUCAUCAACAUUCAUCUCUCGAGGGGAUGUCUAACUCAGUGUUACGGUGUGUUUGACCCUAAAUAAAUUUUACACCAGAAUACCCCUUUAAAGGAAUAGAUUGUGUUUCUUGAGGUGGGGUUCUUAAUAGUCAGUGUAUCACUGUGUUACUGACAUAAUUUUAAAGCACCAAAUGUCAGGUGAACACAGUCAUGGAUGUAGAGUUUUGAGAAUGUAGUCAUAUUCUGUGCACCAUAGGUUGUCACAUCAUGUAAUACAAAAAAAGGGAAAGAAAAUAGCUGAACACUGACUUUAAAGAAACACUUCUGCUGCUCUGGUUUUCUGGUUUAACUGCUGAAUAUGGAAGACUGUCAGGGGAUUCUGGUUAGUGAGUGACUCUAGCUGUUAGUUAAGACUGUGGCUAUAUGAGCAGAUGGUGUCCUCUGAUCUGAAUUGAGUCCCACUGACGACAGAAAGUUCUUCUCCCUGUUUAUGAGCAUUGGCUUGUAACUCUCCUGCUCUCUAGUGAGCUCAGUACUUCCUCCGUUCAUUCCUCCCCUCUGGCUCACAAAUGUGCCCUCUUGUGUCCACAGCAGAUGAUGUUUCAUUAGUACUGUCAGAAUCACUCAAUGGGCACCAUUGGCUUUGUGGUGUAAAUGCCCAGUGUAGCAGUCGCUGGUUAGAUUCCCGACCACGACCCUUUGCUGCGUGCUACUCUCAGUUUAACCACUGAUCUGCACUGGCCCCCCUAAGAUGUGUGUUAUUUUAAGAAAUGUAUAAAUAUAUCAUAGAACUGCUACUAAUCUCACAAAAUUAAACAACACAAGUGGAACAACACACAGUUUACUGCAUUAUGUUUUACGACACUUGUUUGUUGCAGAUCUUCCUGAAAGAGGGCGUCCUGAAGAAACUGUCAAGGAAGGUCAUGCAGCCCAGAAUGUUCUUCCUGGUACUUUCCAGCCUCUCUCCUACUUCCUCACUGUCACACCUGUUCAAAAACUUUCCAACCUCUAAAGCCCAGAACAUGUUCUGUGCUUUGAGUAGGAUGAGAUGCCAUACAAUACUUAUACUGGCUCAUUUUUUCAUAAUGUUUUAGCGUACUGUAUCUAAGCCAAAUCUUUUUGUAUUGUUUUUUGAACUUACCUUCUGGUGUUGAUGUUAAUUAUAUUGUUCUUUUGUAUUAUUUCCCCAGUUUAACGACACACUGCUGUACACCACUCCAGUUCAGUCAGGACAGUACAAGUUCAACAACAUGUUGUCUCUGGCUGGGAUGAAGGUGAGACAUUUUUUAGCCUUUUUGUUCUCUCUUCAUCUUUUAAAUAUAUGUUGUCACAUUUUCCUUCCUACCAUCACUUAUUACAAUGAAAAUAAUUACAGGUUAGCAAACCCAACCAGGAGGCCAAUCAGAAUGAGCUGAACAUAGAAAGUGUGGAGCGCUCCUUUAUCCUCUCAGCAAGGUAAUGAUCAGAAACAGAGACUAUCUCCUGUUAGCCUGAGAAUGUGUAUUGUUUUAAUCAAAUAUGAACAGUUUAUGUGUCAUGUGUAGGUUUGUGACUAGUGUGUAGGUGUGUUGUAACACUCUGUUUCUUUCUGCAGUUCAGCCACAGAGAGAGAUGAAUGGCUCGAAGCCAUUUCAACAGCCAUCAGUGACUACACCAGGAAGAAGAUCAGUUUUAUUUCUGGCAAGCCUCCAGAGGAGGUAAAAUAACCUCACACAUUUGCUGUUUGUAGUGUAUGAGGCUCUCUUGUAGUGAUAAAAACAAAUCUGUUCUACAGCAAAUGCUGCAACUAUAAGGGGUGAAUCUAUUUCUUUUCCCCCUUUGAUAUCCAGGUGGAGUUGAGGGAUUGUAAUGAUGGUGCUCCUUUGGGAUCCAAAGCUCCCAUAUGGAUCCCCGACCCCCGCACUACUAUGUGUAUGAUCUGUACCUGUGAGUUCACCCUCACAUGGAGGCGACACCACUGCAGAGCAUGUGGAAAGGUACGGUGACUGGUUUGGUAGAAAAUAUCUCAUUAAAAAAGAUGACUUUUAAAACUGUAAAGCAAAGUAGAUUAAAACCCAUCGAGGGAUGAAAACUGUCAUAUGUAAAAGAAAGAAAUUCAGAUUUCAUUCUUUAUCUUUCCACUAGGUGGUGUGCCAGUCCUGUUCCUCCAACAAACACUGUCUUGAAUACCUGAAGAACCAAAUAGCACGAGUGUGUGAUCAGUGUUUCCUCGUUCUCCAGCAGCAGAAAAGUACGUCUUUUUGUAAGGUUUUGUGUGGCUCACAAAUAAGUGUGUUUUUAACACAGACACUUUUAUUUUUUGUCUUAACACUCCUGUUUUACAUUGAUGGUUUUCAGGUGAGCAAGCCCAAGGCGCAGCAGUGUCCCCUGGAAGCAGAGCGACCUUUGCCUUCUCCAGAAAGCACAAGAAGAUUCCUGCAGCCCUCAAAGAGGUGCCUGAUUUGUUGUUUUGCUCUGAUCAUUUGUGGAUGAUAAUGACAUUAUAUCUUCUAUAAGACUGGGUUUAAUCUUUUCAGGUGUCUGCAAGCACAGACAACUCUUCCAUGAGUGGUUAUCUGCAGAGGUCAAAGGGCAAUAAGAAGCAGGCUAAGAGGCUGUGGUUCGUCAUUAAAGACAAGGUCCUGUACACGUAUGCUGCUAGUGAGGUAAGGCCCACUCUGUGCUUGAGGGCAGACCAGUCUUGCGUUGUAAUUAACCAAAAAGAACGGUUAUUUCAUAUUCUUGAAACACUUGAUUUGUGUGUGUCUUCAUACAGGAUGUUGCAGCCUUGGAGAGUCAGCCCCUGUUAGGGUUCCUGUUGAAAGCUGAUUCAUCACAGAAGUUGGAGUUUAAGCUGUACCACAAAAACACGCUCUACUAUAUUUUUAAAGCUGAUGAUGUCCAAACAGCUCAGAGGUAAUGUAUGAAAAAAGGGUUAAUUACACUUCAACACAUAUUCAUGGAUUUAUAAUUUAAAUGACAAUCUUUCUUUAUCUUUUUUACAGAUGGAUUGACAAAUUCAGAGAAGCCACCGUACUAUAA
Molecule: messenger RNA, 16617 nt
Organism: Xyrichtys novacula (pearly razorfish)
Lineage: Eukaryota; Metazoa; Chordata; Actinopteri; Labriformes; Labridae
Source: the annotation of a GenBank genome assembly